Molecule: messenger RNA, 603 nt
Organism: Neurospora tetrasperma FGSC 2508
Lineage: Eukaryota; Fungi; Ascomycota; Sordariomycetes; Sordariales; Sordariaceae
Exons: 3
Coding region: 1-603 (200 amino acids)
Source: RefSeq, a predicted model, not a curated record
AUGGCCGAAGCAGAGAAUUACGAGGACGACCUCUUCGACGAUCUGUACAACGACGACGACGCUCCCGCUGCCUCAAAGCCAGCCGCUGCACCAGCUUCCGCCCCUACCACAGCUCAGACUUCAGCUACUGAGCAGCCUUCUCAACAACAGCAGCAACAGCAGCAACAGCAAGAGCAGCAGCAACAAGCUGCCGCCGUCCAGCAGUCGGCUGCUGACAACUACGGAGGAUCCAACGACUACAGUCAGCAAGGCUACUACAAUGGAGGCAACGGACAAUACGGCAACGAUGAAGAAGAAGACGAAGACGAAGACGAUAUCGACUUCAAUCUCGGAAGCGGCCCGUCCACCACGGUCGCUCGCCAUGAGGACGACAACAACCAAAACAACAACAACAACAACAGCCAGUCUCAAUCGCAAUAUCAUGCUCCCCCACCGACCCAGGCCCAACACAAGGGCCCUAAUGCCAAAGAAGAUGGGACGUGGCGUCCUAGAACUGCUCGGUUGGCUGGUAGGGAACGGAAGGAUUGGGCGGCGCAAGGACCUGAUGAGCACAGUAGAGUCUUGGUAUCAGACACUCUGACUUACUCUGGCGCGUAUGGGUGA